GAAUGGGAAUGGAACAUGGAAUGAAAUUACAUAGUCAAAAUGGUAAAAUAAAAUAAUCGUCAUACCUAGGUACCACGCAUUUUGCAAAUUUUGGAAAAUUAUAUUUUGCCGUUGUUUUUCUACAAAUUCGAAACACAUACUAAUAAUCUAGAAACUUUUUUGGUAUUGAGUCAGCCAUGUUUCGACCGAUUUCAUCUAUCGGACGAAGGAUUUCACUCGAAAACCAAGCAAAGCAAAUCGUCAGAACCAAAGUGGUCCAUCCCGCUUCUAUCUUGAAGCCAGCAGAAAAAAUAAAACUAUACAAUAAAGAAAACAAAGAUCUAUUUGGGCCUUUGUUAGAAACAAGUAAGCAAAGGAAGAAACGAUCGCAGAAGCCUGGCAAUGCUAAAAAUAAAUCUCAUCAAAACAACGAGCAGAGUGAAAAUACGAAUAUUGAACGCGCGAAAAAUGCAGUUGAAAGGUGUGUGCUAACAGGAUACAACAAUCUUGUUUUCCCUUCAUCCAAAAUGUGGCAGAAUACAAGAAAUUGUGUGAAUAUUGUUGGUGUCUUAUUGAAUAAUGCUCAAGUGAGGACUUUCAAGACUUUAGUUCCCAAUAAUGCUGCAAAAAGCUCCCCUGCACAGCCUGGAUAUGCUAGUGAAGACAGGAUCUUGCAGAUCAAGCAACACCAAAAUGAUUUUGCUAAGCAAUAUCCAUCAGUGACUCUUAUAUUAAACAAAACAAUGACGGAGGAAUCUCGGAAUGCUUUGGAGAAGUGGAAACAGGAGAGGAUUGCUGAAAUGGGACAGGCUGAAUUUGAAAAGUUUUACGAAGCACAAAUGGCGGUUGGCACCAAAUUCCACAGCACCCUAAAGAACUAUUUCACUCAACCCCAAAAUCAAUUGCGGAUUGAGAAAGAAGUAGAAGGAGUGUGGGUGUCAGUUGCCGAUGUUCUCAAGAGCAUAUCGUCUCCAAAGGCUAUAGAAUCAAAUGUAGUACACCCUAUGCUAAAAUAUAGAGGGAUAUUUGAUGCUAUCGCAGAUUAUGAAGACAAGCCAACACUAAUCGAGUGGAAGAAAUCGGACAAACCACGCAAAUCGAUUACACUAACUUACGACAAUCCCGUACAACUGGCAGCAUACUUUGGAGCAGUUUGUAACGAUCUCAACUACAAACAUUUGAAUGUCCGCGACGCAUUGUUGGUGAUAGCAUACACUGACGGUUCCAAGGCAGAUGCAUAUCAUUUAUCUACGGACAAACUCAGAGAACACUGGGCUCAAUGGUUGAUCAGGCUGGAAAAUUAUAUGAAAAAACAUGGCACUAAUUCUGAGAAAAUACUUAAGGGUGGCAAAAGGCUGUUCGAAGAGGAUAUAGCGAAUCUCCAGUAAUUUAUGCGGAGUUCUACAAUUGAAGCGAAAUAAGACUCAGUGAUUUGGAUUGGAAACAACAUGUACCAGGAAGCAGGCCGCUGGUUCCUGUGAAGAGUUAACAAAAACGAACAGAGCUGGAUUAGUUUGGCUGUUCAAUGGCGCCAAAUAUUAAAUUCUGGUAUACUACAGCUGAACAUCAUGUCAAUUAUGACUACACUACAAAUCUAAAUAAGCCGUUGAAUAAUGAUUUUAUUUAUUAUAUUGAUUCUGUCUUCAAUU
Plodia interpunctella (Indianmeal moth) is the source of this 1628-nucleotide messenger RNA. Its product is annotated as mitochondrial genome maintenance exonuclease 1-like. The record is from RefSeq and is a predicted model, not a curated record. Bases 177 to 1367 code for a protein of 396 amino acids. The transcript is spliced from 5 exons. Gene Ontology annotation, cellular component: mitochondrion. Gene Ontology annotation, biological process: mitochondrial DNA replication. Gene Ontology annotation, molecular function: single-stranded DNA exodeoxyribonuclease activity. NCBI's taxonomy places the organism in Eukaryota, Metazoa, Arthropoda, Insecta, Lepidoptera, Pyralidae.